UCGACGUUGACAGUCCUUGGGAUAUGACUGUGCUUUUGUAGUACAGAGCUAACUUUAGCUAGAGCGCUAGCAGGUUUUUAGGAUUACGUUAGCUGAAAGAGAGUGACUCGAGUGCCAACGCGUUUUCUGAACAAACCCGUGCUAUUCGUUAGCCUUAUUAUUUUUAUACGAUGACGCUAAUAUAAUGUUAUUUUUUCCGGUUGGAGGAAUCUACCACAACUUAAGCUAGAUGGCUAACGUUAGCUAGCGUGUCAUCAACUUGUGAAUCUCAUAACUUGGUCAGUGUGUGGGCCAUAACAACCUUUGAAUUCAUCUGAGAGGGUAGCUAGCUAGGGGAAUCACUAGCCGUUACAUAGCCAGGUAGCAUAACAACGUGCACUCGGAACCCGACGGACAGAGUUGAAUUAGCUAGCAUUGCGAGGCUAGCUAUUUUGAUUCUGUAACAUGAAAAAGGCUCAGUCUGACACACUGGGAUUUGUUCCUCAAAAAGAUAUCGUAUACAACAAACUUCUGCCGUAUGCUGAUAGGCUAGAUGAAGAAUCCAACGAUAUUUUGAGUAAAAUUAAAGGAAACUUGUGCCGAGCUGUCCAGCUCAGAGAGAUAUGGCCCGGUGUGCUGUUCUGGACAAGGAAACUUUCCACAUACAUGAGACUGUAUGGACGAAAGUUCAGCAAAGAAGACCAUGUCCUAUUCAUCAAGUUGCUCUACGAGCUAGUGACGAUCCCACGACUGGAGAUCAGCAUGAUGCAGGGCCUUGCCCGGCUUCUUAUCAACCUCCUCAAGAAAAGGGAACUACUGUCGAGGGAAGACCUUGAGCUGAAUUGGAGACCGCUGUAUGAGUUGCAUGACAGGAUUCUUUUCUCCAAGACUGAGCAUCUGGGUCUCAACUGGUUCCCCAAUUCUCCACGGCCUCGUUCAUCCUCUAAACUCAUAAUGCUAAAAUUGGUUCAGAGGUGCUCUGUGGAGAGUGUGCUGAAAACCCUUGUGAAAAGCUGCAGACCAUACUUUUCUGAGAGUGCAACUCAGGAGAUGUUGGACGAGUGGAGGCCGCUCCUUUGUCCCUUUGAUGUCACCAUGCAGAGAGCAAUCAGCUACUUUGAGCUCUUUCUGCCCACGACGCUGCCUCCAGAGCUGCACCAUAAAGGCUUCAAGUUGUGGCUCAAUGAGUUGAUUAGCUUAUGGGUGUCAGUACAAAACCUUCCAAGCUGGGAAGUGCACCUGGUCAACCUGUUCGCUCGUUUAGCCAAUGACAACAUCGGCUACAUUGACUGGGACCCUUACAUCCCAAAGAUCUUCACUAGAAUUUUGAGGAGUCUGAAUCUCCCUGUGGGGACCAGUCAGAUGAUGGUGCCACGAUAUGUCACUAACGCCUAUGACAUCAGCCAUGUGGUACUGUGGGUGUCAUCACUCCUGGGGGGACCCAGCAAGCAAGCUCAAGCACAGCUCAGUGGCCUUUUCAACAGCAUUACAUCCUUUUUCCACCCGUCAAACCAUGGCCGCUGGUUGAUGAAACUCAUGAAGCUGCUCCAGCGUCUCCCAGCCAGUGUGGUGCGGCGGCUGCACCGAGAGCGCUACAAAAAACCCACAUGGCUGACACCGAUACCAGACAGUCACAAGCUCACAGAGGAGGAUAUCACAGACUUUGUGGAGAGUAUGAUGCAGCCGGUUCUUCUGGCUAUGUUUAGCAAGACAGGCAGCCUCGAUGCAGCACAGGCCUUGCAGAACUUAGCUCUAAUGAGGCCGGAACUAGUCAUUCCCCCUGUUCUGGAGAGAACAUACCCAGCUCUGGAGACUCUAACAGAACCACACCAGCUGACUGCCACCCUGAGCUGUAUGAUCGGAGUGGCACGGAGCCUAGUGUCAGGUGGGCAGCGUUUCCCUGAGGGGCCCACUCACAUGCUGCCUCUGCUCAUGAGGGCUCUGCCGGGCGUUGACCCAAAUGACUUCAGCAAGUGCAUGAUCACAUUCCAGUUUAUUGCAACAUUUGUGACCCUUGUGCCUUUGGUGGACUGUUCGUCUGCCCUUCAUGAAAGAACUGACUUGACAGAGGUGGAAAGAGAGAUGUGCUCAGCCUCAGCUGAGUUUGAAGACUUUGUGCUUCAAUUCAUGGACAGAUGCUUCGCCCUGAUAGACAGCAGCACUUUGGAACAGACGCGAGAGGAAACAGAAACGGAGAAAAUGACUCAUUUAGAGAGUCUGGUAGAGCUUGGCCUGUCCUCCACCUUUAGCACCAUCCUCACACAGUGCUCCUUGGACAUCUUCAAGGUGGCUCUGGAGAAGGUGUUCAACUUUGCUACCACAAACAUCUUUGAGACGCGUGUAGCUGGGAGAAUGGUGGCUGACAUGUGCAGAGCAGCUGCCAAGUGUCACCCUGCAGAGUCUCUCAAGAUGUUUGUGCCACACUGCUGCAAUGCCAUAAACCAAAUCGCCGUCAAUGAGGAAGUGUUGAAUGAGGAGGAGCUUGACAAGGAGUUGUUGUGGAAUCUCCAACUGCUGUCUGAGGUGACCCGAGUCGAUGGCGAUAAGAUCCUGCCUUAUCGUUCUGACCUGGUCCAGAUUUUGCAGUUGACUCUCCACCUCAAGUGUAAGCAGGGCUACACCCUAGCUUGCAACCUGCUGCACCACAUCCUUCGCUCCACAGCCCUCAUCUACCCCACAGAGUACUGCAGCGUGCCUGGAGGUUUCCACCAGCCAAUCAGUGACUACUUACCCAUCAAGGACUGGGGUCGGCCUGGAGACCUGUGGAAUUUGGACAUCCGGUGGCAUGUGCCCAGUGUGGAAGAGACAGCGUUUUCUUUCUAUUUACUGGACCUGCUCCUGCAGCCUGAACUCCAGCGCCUUCAGAGAUUUGCACAGGGAGACCAGGACAUGAGCAGGGAUGAUGUCCUGCAGAGCCUGACCAUCGUUCAGCAUUGCCUCCUCGGAGCUGGAAGUCUGAUGCCUCCAUUAAAAGGAGAGCCCAUUCCUGAACUGGUCCACAGCAUGGUGAACCUGGAUGAGACCAACCUCUACACAGGAAUGGAAUACGAUGAAUCCAGAGAGAACUACAGAGAUGCUGUGUGCAGUGUGAUGAGACAGCUGCUGCAUUACAUCCUGGAGCACUCAGAAGAUGACACCAAGUCUCUUUUCUCCAUCAUCAAGAUUAUCAGCGACUUGUUGCAUUUCAAAGGCUCCCACAAACACGAGUUUGACUCCCGCUGGAAAAGCUUUAACCUUGUGAAGAAAUCGAUGGAAAACAGACUUCAUGGCAGAAAGCAGCACAUCAGAGCUCUGCUAAUAGACAGAGUCAUGCUCCAGCAUGAGCUGCGGAAGCUGACAGUGGAAGGAUGCCAGUACAGAAGCAUUCACCAGGAGCUGAUGAGAGAUCUUUUAAGGCUGUCAGCUAGCACCUACAGCCAGGUUCGCAGCAGAGCUCAGAAUGUGUUGUUCACUGCAUUGGGAACGUACAAUUUCUGCUGCAGAGAUCUGAUCCCCCACGUCCUCGAGUUUCUUAUCCCAGACAACAAAAGUGUCACGCAGCAGCAGUUCAAAGGUGCCUUGUACUGUCUUCUUGGGAAUCACAGCGGAGUGUGCCUGGCAAAUUUGCACGACUGGGAGUGCAUCGCUUUGACAUGGCCUGCAAUCGUCCGCUCCGGUCUCAGCUCUGCCAUGUCUCUGGAGAAGCCCUCCAUUGUGCGCCUCUUUGAUGACCUUGCAGACAAAAUCCAUCGCCAGUAUGAGACCAUCGGCAUUGACUUCUCUAUUCCUGCUGCGUGCUGUGCUGUGGCCAAACAACUUAUGAUUACUGGAAAUCCUCUCCCUUUGGAGCCAGUUCCCUCUGAGGAUGAAGUAGCAGAGGGUCUGAAGAGGCAGGAGCUCAAAAACUCUGAGUCUGUCGAGAAAUAUAAACAGCUCAUUGAUGACCUGCUGGAGUGCAUUGACAACAGAAACAUGCCUUGGAAGUUUGAACACAUUUCAAUUGGCUUCCUAUCGUUGCUGCUGAGGGAUGACCACCAACUCCCACCAGCUGCUGUCACGUUCUUCGUCAAAAGCCUCAACCACGACUCCCUCUACGUCCGCAAGGUGGCGAUAUCAGCAGUGGCUGGGAUAAUGAAGCAAAUAAAAAGACCCCACAAGAAAGUCCCUGUCAGCCCCUCUGAGCUUUGUGGAGACAAACUGCUGAGUGGUAUGGUAGCUGGAGACCGCCAAGACAAUCAGUGGCUCCAGUAUAAUGGCAGCAACCUGCCGCGCACACAGCAGGACUGGGACAGCUGUGUGUUUGUGGAGAAGACGCACUGGGGAUACUACUGCUGGCCUAGAAAACUGAUGAUCUAUGCACCACUGGAGGAGCAGCCCAAACAGAACCUACCCAGAGAGGAAAUGACUGAGCGGGAGCAGAUCAUCUUUGACCAUUUCUCAGACCCAGUGUUCAUCAACCAGUUCAUUGAGUUUCUCUCUCUCGAGGAUCGUAAAGGCAAAGACAAGUUUAGUCCUCGACGGUUCUGUUUGUUCAAGGGAUUGUUCCGCAACUUCAGCGAUGCCUUUCUUCCUCUGCUGCGGCCGCACAUGGAGCGCCUGGUGGCUGACUCUCAUGAGAGCAAGCAGCGUUGUGUUGCAGAGAUUAUCUCUGGUCUGAUCAGAGGCUGCAAGCACUGGAGCUACUCAAAGGUUGAUACACUCUGGGAGUUUCUGUGUCCUUUGCUCCGUAUUGCUCUGUCCAACAUCACGAUAGAGACAUAUGCAGACUGGGGUACCUGCAUCGCCACAGCCUGUGAGAGCCGAGACCCACGCAAGCUCCACUGGCUGUUUGAGAUGCUAAUGGAGUCUCCUGUCAAUGGGGAGGGGGGCUCCUUUGUCGAUGCCUGUCGUCUGUACGUUCUGCAGGGCGGCCUGGCUCAGCAGGAGUGGCGUGUUCCAGAGUUGCUCCACAGGCUGCUACAAUACCUUGAGCCCAAACUCACACAGGUCUACAAGAAUGUACGGGAACGCAUCGGCAGCGUGCUCACGUACAUCUUCAUGAUUGAUGUCAACCUGCCGUACACUCAGCCCACCACCUCCCCGCGCAUCUCAGACUUCACCGAGCGAAUUCUGGUGCAGCUGAAGCCUUUAACAGAGGGUGACGAGGAGAUCCAGAACCAUGUGAUUGAGGAGAAUGAGGUGGGAGAGCAAGAUGAGCGGACGCAAGCCAUCAAGCUUCUCAAAACAGUGCUGAAGUGGCUGAUUGCAAGCGCUGGUCGCUCGUUCUCCACUGCUGUUUCAGAACAACUACGGUUGCUCCCGCUGCUCUUCAAGAUUGCUCCUGUAGAGAAUGAUGACAGCUAUGAUGAACUGAAGAGAGAUGCAAAGACCUGCCUGUCCCUGAUGUCUCAGGGACUCCUCUACUCAGAGCAGAUCCCCAUGGUCCUCAGUGCCCUGCAGGAGAUUGCUGGCAGCAGCUCUUGGCAUGCUCGCUACACAGUGCUCACAUACCUCCAAAUAAUGGUUUUCUACAACCUGUUCACCUUCAUGAGUGACCAGAAAGCAGUGGAUGACGUGCGAGCGCUGGUCAUACAGUUGUUGGAGGACGAGCAGCUGGAGGUCAGAGAAAUGGCGGCCACUACACUUAGUGGCUUCCUCCAGUGCAAUUUUCUGUCCAUGGACACCCCCAUGCAGGCACAUUUCGAGGCUCUCUGUAAGACUUGUUUGCCUAAAAAGAGAAAGCGGGAGCUCGGCUCAAUAGUGGACACUAUACCCUCUGCUGAUCUCGUGCGGCGCCAUGCUGGUGUUCUGGGUUUAAGCGCUUGCAUUCUCUCCAGCCCGUAUGACGUACCCACCUGGAUGCCUCAGCUGCUGAUGGACCUGAGUGCUCACCUUAAUGACACACAACCCAUUGAAAUGACUGUGAAGAAAACACUAUCAAACUUCCGACGGACUCACCACGACAACUGGCAGCAACACAAACAGCAGUUUACAGAUGACCAGCUGCUGGUUCUGACUGACCUGCUGGUCUCUCCAUGCUACUAUGCCUAAAACCUGUUUUGGACAACCCAGAACAACACAAACCAGCCUGCAUUGUUGUGGAGAUUCCAGGUUCGUUGGAAGACAGCAUCAUUCUUGAAGAGAAGUGUCACAAAAAGCAACUGAGCUGUGGCACUGAGAACUGAAAAGUUGUGUAUUUAUGUAUUUAGCUCAUUUACAUUUCUACUAUACUUAAUAUUUAAGGAUCAAUCAUAGCAGGGAUGGAUGACCUGCAGUUUGUAACAUUUCUGUACAGUUUUUUUCUUCCUUUUUUUUUGUUUGUUUGUAUGCAUGUGCACGUGUGGUUGUGUGCGUGUGCGUUUACGGGAUGCUUGAAGACAUCUGCCUGUGUCCCACACAUUUCUCAGGAUUCUUUCCCAAGUUUCAACUCUGAGCCAACACGUUGUCCAAUGUAGGACAUGCUCUGUAUUCCAGUAGUGGAGUAUUUGUUUGAAGCCACAGAGAAUUGGUUGCUUUAGGUUAGACUUAAUCAUGCAACACACAAUGUUUGUGUGGCAGUUUGAUCUAUAUGAUUAUAUGCAUCAUGAAUGUGUAUGUCAUCGUAUAGCAAAUAUGCACAAACAUAUUUAUUUAUUUAUUUACCUCUUUUUUUUUUUUUUUUUUUUUUGAAGUGCUAAUUUUUUUUUUCAUUUUUUUCAUAGAAAGUAUUUCAGAAAUUUAGUAGACAACUGAGAUUUUAGCAGUGGAGCUUAUUUUCAUCUACCUUGGCAAAGAAAGGGAGAGGGCAAGCUCCCCGCUGCAGUGAUGUGUGAAGCGUUUGCUGUGAGGACCUGAGCACAGUUUGAUUACCGUUUCAUGUGUCUCAAUGCAAGAAGGUAACCACACCGCCUGUCCAUUAUUGUGACCUGUCCCCUGUUAUCCUUGGUUAUUAUGUUGAUCUUUUUCUAAAACCCAGCAAGAUGAGAUGAAAUUAUUUUGGUUUGCAUAUGUUUUCCUCUGAUGACUUGAAAUCAGUCCAAGCAUUGAAGCAUUUAGUUACCUCACUUGUGUAUAGUGUAGUGCCAAAACUGCAGUGAUUUUUUAGAUGUACUGUUUGCCUAUUGAAUGAGAUGAAAAUAAAUUGU
This is a messenger RNA of Cheilinus undulatus (humphead wrasse), 7061 nucleotides long. RefSeq names its product proteasome activator subunit 4a (gene psme4a). NCBI's taxonomy places the organism in Eukaryota, Metazoa, Chordata, Actinopteri, Labriformes, Labridae. The transcript is spliced from 48 exons. The record is from RefSeq and is a predicted model, not a curated record. Gene Ontology annotation, biological process: proteasomal ubiquitin-independent protein catabolic process. Gene Ontology annotation, cellular component: spermatoproteasome complex; cytosol; nucleus. Bases 445 to 5988 code for a protein of 1847 amino acids. Gene Ontology annotation, molecular function: proteasome binding; peptidase activator activity.